AUGGCAAUGCCUGAUCAACAUAAUCUAUCACAAGGCGAUGGUGAUAUAGUAAAAAAUAUUCGUUAUCGUGCACAAACACAACAACACGGAACAAAGAAUGAAAAUCAUAUUGGAUUUCAACAACAACAACAACAGCCGUAUCUUUCACCUGAACUUUUACGUGCUCGUUGGAUUGAAUUAUACAAAAAGAUGAAUAAGAAUAAUCAAGUUUAA
Adineta steineri is the source of this 213-nucleotide messenger RNA. The record is from the annotation of a GenBank genome assembly. NCBI's taxonomy places the organism in Eukaryota, Metazoa, Rotifera, Eurotatoria, Adinetida, Adinetidae.